GAUUUAUUUUCAUUCUGGUUACCAUGUACGUAGAGAUACUGAUACUUGGUGCCUGGUUACCAUGUACGUAGACACUCCGUUUUUGUAUUAAAAAUUUAUUUUGGCCGGACCCUAACCCGAACACAAAUAUGAAUUAAACUCGGGAAUCUUAACACUCGCCAAAAUAAUAAUAAAAAAACCCUCACAAUCUUCACGUUUACCUGGCAAAUUAUCAGUUUUUCAAAAUGGCUGCUGAUGGAACGUGAAGGCAAUUUCCAAAGGGUGCCUAAAGAUCUAGAUGCUCAAGUAGCGGAGUACCAAGUGUUCGUGAUCAUGGCGGAAGUUCCCAAGAUAGCCGCAGAGGCAGUUCUUGCCAAGAGCGAACCUAUGCCUGAGGGCUCUGAGGUUGUUCGUGGCUAUGAUUUCAAUGAGGGUGUGAACUACCACAAACUGUUUGAGUCAAUGGUUACAACAGGAUUCCAGGCCACCAGCGUGGGACGAGCCAUUCAGGAAAUCAACAAAAUGGUUGACUGUAUUGUGUCUACUGCGGGAGGAAUUGAAGAAGAUUUCAUCAAGUGCCUGGCGCCUACGUACCUGGGAGACUUUUCCCUCUCUGGCCGCACGCUACGCAGCAAGGGCAUCAACCGCAUUGGUAACCUGCUGGUGCCCAACUCUAAUUACUGUCUAUUUGAGGACUGGCUGAUGCCCAUUCUGGACAACAUGCUGCAUGAGCAAAAAGAGACCGGCACUCUGUGGACCCCAUCCAAGAUGAUAGCCCGACUGGGCAAGGAGAUCGACAACCCAGAGUCUGUCUACUACUGGGCGUACAAAAACAACAUUCCUGUGCUGUGUCCGGCACUGACGGACGGUUCAAUUGGAGACAUGAUCUACUUCCACUCGUACCAGAAGCCAGGCCUGGUGGUGGACAUUGUGGAUGACAUCCGCAUGAUGAACAGCCAAGCGGUGCACGCGGUCAACUCAGGGAUGAUCAUCCUUGGAGGCGGGCUCGUCAAACACCACACGUGUAACGCUAACCUUAUGCGGAAUGGUGCAGACUUCUCAGUAUUUGUCAACACAGCCAAUGAGUUUGACGGGAGUGACUCGGGAGCACGGCCAGAUGAGGCAAUCUCUUGGGGCAAGAUCAAAGCUUCUGCCACACCCGUCAAGGUCUAUGGAGAGGCAUCUGUCAUCUUCCCCAUUCUCCUUGCUGAGAGUUUCGCUGGCAGAGAGAAGGAGUUUAAGGAUUUCUAUGCCAAGAGGAAAUAACAGACACCCUCACAUCACACCCCCCCCCCCCCCCCCAGCUCUUUGUAGACAUAACUGU
Messenger RNA from Aplysia californica (California sea hare), 1303 nucleotides. Its product is annotated as deoxyhypusine synthase. The record is from RefSeq and is a predicted model, not a curated record. NCBI's taxonomy places the organism in Eukaryota, Metazoa, Mollusca, Gastropoda, Aplysiida, Aplysiidae. Gene Ontology annotation, molecular function: deoxyhypusine synthase activity. Gene Ontology annotation, biological process: peptidyl-hypusine biosynthetic process. Gene Ontology annotation, cellular component: cytoplasm.